AUGUUAGAAUUAGGCGCUUGUGACUCCAACGCUUCCAGACGCUGUACUAGCUCCAGCGCUCGAUUCAGGCCACAUCGAUCUGGAUCCCUAGCCUUACACGUGAGCUUGUUCGAGGUAGGGCCGGGCCGGGCAACGUCGCCCACACCUUCCGACUUCGCAUUGGUUCAGUUAUCUCAUGACCUCUACAACAACCUCGCCACUUACGCCGGCUUCACCCAACUCUCCUCGGGUUCCUGCUCAACUCUCCCCAACGGCGCCACCCUAAUCACAGCCUUCGACAUUCCCGCCACCGACACACAAGCAGUCCUCUGGAAGUUCCCCGCCAAAAAGCAACUCGUCGUCUCCUUCCCUGGCACAGCAUCCGGCCAAGACUGGCUGACAGAUCUCGUCUUCUUCCCAGUACCCUAUAUUUCCGCGAACAUUGACUGUCCACUCUGCUCAGUCCACGUGGGCUUUCUGGCGGCGUGGAACUCCAUCUCGGCUUCGCUGAUGGAGGAGCUAAGAAAAGCCCUCGAGGGGAAUGAGGGGUACACAACUAUCAUUACGGGCCAUUCGCUUGGCGGGGCGAUUGCGCAAUUGGCGUUUGCGAGUUUGAAGGAAGAGGAGUGGAGGGUCGAGGCGGCGUACACGUACGGUCAGCCAAGGGUUGGCAAUUUGCUCUUCUCACACUACAUUGACAGUAUCUCGAAAGCUUCUGAUGCAGACCCUGGGAACUUCUACCGUGUUACUCACGCCAAUGGUAAGUUAUUCACGGUCAAAGAUAGAGAGAAAGGUCCUGACGAUCUUAUAGAUGGUGUUCCAUCGCUUCCUCCCGCGUUGCUAGGCUUCGUCCACUCGCGCACGGAGUACUGGGAGAGUGCUGAAAGUCCUGCUGCUAAUUCGACAUUCCGGUGUGAUGGGAAGGAGAACAUUGGUUGUAAUGCUGGGCAGUUCAGCCUGGGGAUUAAUGGAGCACAUCUUAGCUAUGGUGGGUUUGACUUGCAAUGCGUUCCAACAUGA
Fulvia fulva is the source of this 999-nucleotide messenger RNA. RefSeq names its product putative feruloyl esterase A. Gene Ontology annotation, biological process: lipid metabolic process. The coding region runs from base 1 to 999 and encodes 332 amino acids. The transcript has 2 exons. The record is from RefSeq and is a predicted model, not a curated record. NCBI's taxonomy places the organism in Eukaryota, Fungi, Ascomycota, Dothideomycetes, Mycosphaerellales, Mycosphaerellaceae.